This is a messenger RNA of Ciona intestinalis (vase tunicate), 2149 nucleotides long. RefSeq names its product leukocyte elastase inhibitor-like. Lineage: Eukaryota; Metazoa; Chordata; Ascidiacea; Phlebobranchia; Cionidae. Gene Ontology annotation, biological process: negative regulation of endopeptidase activity. Gene Ontology annotation, molecular function: serine-type endopeptidase inhibitor activity. The record is from RefSeq and is a predicted model, not a curated record.
UUAAAUGGGUAGUUUAGUUGUUUCCAUAAAACUCCCACGUCGCCAUGCAAGAAUAAACAAACCGGAGUUAUUGACGGAAAAGAUGGACAAUUUUCACCAAACUGUAAACGUGCAAUUUAAACUGGGGUACCAAUAAUUUGCCUGGCGUAAAAAGGCCACGUCUGGCGCAGUGGUUUGUUGUUUAUCGCCUUUUUCUUCGCCGCUGUCUGUUUUCUAGAGAUUUCUGUCUCGCUAUUUAAACUACCGGCAAUCUAGUGUCUACUAGCAUUCCACGUUAGUACGUCUGGUUUUGUGGGUUAGGAUAAGGUUCGAGCCGUAUCUGUCAAGAGUCACUUGUCGACUAGAACCGUUCAACAUGCAGUUCUUGUAUGCGAUUGUUAUGCUUUUGGUUUUGGACGCAAAUGCAAAGAUAAUUGACACGAGCGAGCAUGUUGAAAAGCUAUCAGAAGCCAACAUUGAAUUCACGUUGAAUUUGUACAAGAAUCUGAUUGAGGGUGAUCCGAUGAAAAACGUUAUGUUCUCGCCCGUCAGUAUCUCUGCAGCACUCGCGAUGACGCAUUUAGGAGCGAAAGGCAAAACAGCAAAACAAAUAGACGACGCCUUUAUGUUCAGUAAAAUCGAAGACGGCAGAUUUCAUUCUGCUUUUGGUGAACUGCACGGAUUGCUUUUUGAUAAGGCGUCGGACAACGUCACCGUAAAAUCGUCCAAUCGGGUGUUCGCUGACAAGAAGAGGAAAGUUCUGGAAGAUUACAAAAACGCGCUGACUGUCUACGGUGCAAAACUCGAAAAUGUUGACUUCAAAACGCCAAGCAAUGCCGUGAAACAGAUCAACGACUGGGCAUCUGACGCUACAAAUGGAAAAAUAUCAAAUAUGCUGCAGGAUGACGCUGUGGACUCUAACACUGCCCUGAUCGUGGCAAACGCUGUUUACUUUCGCGGGGACUGGCACUCCAAGUUUAACGAAAUGCAGACUGAGCGAAGGGCAUUCUACGUUUCCCAUUACAAAAUCGUCGAAACACCGUUCAUGUUCCAAAGAGGUCAUUUCAAAUACGCGUACAUCAGCGAACUUACAUUACAAGUCCUUGAGAUGGAUUAUGCGGGGAAAGAUUACAGCAUGGUCCUCCUUAUGCCCGAAAACUUUGACCUUGCUAAGGUUGAAGCCAACUUGAACCACGCCAACCUUACAAAUUGGUUGUCCGCCCUCAAAUACAAGUCUGUUGAUCUCUCUGUCCCGAAGUUUAAGCUGGAAGAGACGCUGCAGUUGCAGGAGGUUCUUCCGAAGAUGGGUGUGACCGAUCUGUUUGACCGACAAGCGUGUGAUCUGACCGGCAUCUCGAAGAGCAAAGACCUUAAUGUGGACCAGAUUGUGCAUAAGACCGUUUUGGAGGUGGACGAGCAAGGCAGCGAAGCAGCUGCCACGACCACUGUUCGUAUACAAGCUCGUUCCUUGAACUCUCGCCCAAGCUUUGUGGCCGACCACCCUUUUCUGUGGGCGAUUCGGCACCGGCAGAGCGAGCUGCUUAUUUUCAUGGGACGCUUGUCACGACCGGAAGGCCCAUUGCUCGACCAUGAUGAAUUCUAAUCUACUUUUCCACUUUGAACCGGUUUCUACCGGUUUCUCAUUGUUCUUUUUCCGCACUUCUGCCUUGCUUGCCUUGAGUUUGCUAUUCACGUGUUUUUGCCACAUUCACUCGCCUGUAAUAAAACACAACGUAUAAGACGUUAUGAUGUGUAACAGGUCGAAGAAAACGGAGGAGCUGUACCCCAGGAGCGAGCAGACGCCAACCAAACACCAGCCCUUGAUCGUCCUGUCGUAUACGUUGACCACCCCUUCAUCAUAAUAGUGCGCGGUCGAGCUAACAAUGCUUUCCACCUCUUUGGCGCCUACAAGCGGCCAGCAGGAAAGAUCCGUUCCCACGACGAGCUAUAACAUCAAACACCGACCGUUACCAAUAUGCAGUAUUUCUGGACUCUUCUGCCAAUGCAUGGACUGUAUGCUUUUUCUAUCACGCUGUUUUGUACGAAAAUCCAACUUUGUUGGUGCCGAUUUUUAAAUAUACAGUAAUUGAUUUUGUUAGUCAUGUCGAAAUAACUGUUAGUAAAUUUACAACCAAUGCCCUGCUUUAGUAAUAAAUUACUGGCAAAUAUA